CGCGGCUCCGGGGUUCGGAGUCCGGCGGCUCUUCUCGUCGACGCACCUCUUGUCAGGAGCGGGCGGCUGCAACUGCACCUUAGUCGGCCGUCGGGGCCGAGAACCAUGAGCCCCGGGGGUGCGGGCUGCUCCAACGGGCUGCUGCUGACGGUCGGCUGGCUGCUCCUGGCUGGCCUCCAGUCCGCGUGUGGGACGAACGUCACCGCCGCCCAGGAUCCCGGCUUGGCCCGUGAGGGCGAGGGCGAGAGCGAGAGCGAGAAUGAGGGCGACGAGGAGGCCGACAGCGAGAGCGAGGCUGAGAACGAAGCCCAGCCUGUGCCUGAGGAGGAUGUUUCAAAUACGACAGUAGUCAAAGAAGUAGAAUUUGGGAUGUGCACCGUUACAUGUGGUGUUGGUAUUAGAGAAGUUAUACUAACAAAUGGAUGCCCUGGAGGUGAAUCCAAGUGUAUUGUACGGGUGGAAGAAUGCCGUGGACCAGUAGAUUGUGGCUGGGGUAGACCAGUUUCAGAAAGUCUUGAAAGUGUUAGGCUGGCAUGUAUUCAUACAUCUCCUGUAAAUCGUUUCAAAUAUAUAUGGAAACUUCUAAGGCCAGACCAACAACCCAUUAUCCUUGCAAAUGAUUCAGCAAUCCUGGAAGUACACAGGGAAGUUCAUCCCUUGGCUUUUGAGUGUACCACCUUGGAUAAUAAUGAAAUAAUAGCAUCUAUUAAAUUCACAGUCUAUACAACAAGUGAACUGCAAAUGAAAAGAUCAAACCGACCAGACACUGAUGCAGUCCUAGUUUUUGUGCUGACCAUAGGAGUUAUUAUCUGUAUAUUCGUGAUCUUUAUACUGAUCUUCAUAAUUAUAAACUGGGGUGCAGUCAAGUCUUUCUGGGGAGAAAAAGCUUCAACAGCUGAGAUACAGUCUGAGCUGAGUUCAACGAGAUACAAAGAUUCAACUUCUCUUGACCAAUCACCAACAGAAAUACCUGGAAAUGAAGAUGAUGCUUUAAGUGAAUGGAAUGAAUGAUAUAUGGAUGAUAUAUAAGAAACCAAAGGAGAGUAGAGCAUAUUAGAUUCAUUACUAUAAAAAUAAAAUAUAU
Molecule: messenger RNA, 1084 nt
Organism: Odobenus rosmarus divergens (Pacific walrus)
Lineage: Eukaryota; Metazoa; Chordata; Mammalia; Carnivora; Odobenidae
Gene: SPACA1
Product: sperm acrosome associated 1
Exons: 7
Coding region: 106-1011 (301 amino acids)
Biological process (GO): acrosome assembly
Cellular component (GO): acrosomal membrane
Source: RefSeq, a predicted model, not a curated record